This is a messenger RNA of Lepus europaeus (European hare), 4658 nucleotides long. RefSeq names its product SH3 domain and tetratricopeptide repeats 2 (gene SH3TC2). Lineage: Eukaryota; Metazoa; Chordata; Mammalia; Lagomorpha; Leporidae. Gene Ontology annotation, cellular component: recycling endosome. Gene Ontology annotation, molecular function: protein binding. The coding region runs from base 81 to 3968 and encodes 1295 amino acids. Gene Ontology annotation, biological process: regulation of ERBB signaling pathway; regulation of intracellular protein transport. The record is from RefSeq and is a predicted model, not a curated record. The transcript is spliced from 17 exons.
ACCGUGGGGAGCUGGUUCCCUCCCAGUGCUCUUCUGGCUGGUGUUCCCAGGGGCCUCUGCCUGGGGAGGAUGGUGCACACAUGGGUGGCUGCUUCUGCAUCCCUGGGGAGCGCAGCCUGUCUUGGGGCCCAGGCAAAGAAGUUCCUUCCCAGGAUCCAGCCAUAUCAAGUGAGGGUAUCUCCCCAUCUGAAUACAAGGAAAGAUGUUUCCUGUCACAGAACAUGACUCCAGACCUGACGCUCUCCUUCUGUGUGAAGAGCCGCUCCAGGAGGUGUGUGAACGCACCCCUGCAGGAAGCUGCCCGCAGGCGGCUCUGGGCGCUGGAGAAUGAAGACCAGGAGGUGCGUACGCUGUUCAAGGACCUCUCUGCAAGGUUGGUCAGUAUCCAGUCCCAGAGGGCCCAGUUCCUGAUCACCUUCAAGACCAUGGAAGAAAUAUGGAAGUUCUCCACAUACCUGAAUUUAGGCUACGUAUCCACAUGUCUGGAGCAUCUCCUCUUUGACCACAAGUACUGGCUCAACUGCAGGUUGGUGGAGGAUACAGAGAUUCAAUUGUCUGUCGAUGACAAAUACCUGGAAACAAUGUACCUGGGACUCCUGAUACAGGAAGGCCACUUCUUCUGCAGAGCCAUGUGCUCUGUGGCUCAGCCAGCUGAGAAGGAAGGGGAGUACUUGACACUUUGCAAGAAUGAAUUAAUCUCGGUGAAGAUAGCCGAAGGCGGGUCUGAGUGGGAAGGCGUGUCCCAGUGGGAAGGCGUGUCCUUGGUGACAGGUCAGCGAGGCCUGGUGCCUGUGGCAGCCCUGGAGCCCCUGCCUCUACCUUUCCACCAAUGGUUCCUAAAGAAUUAUCCAGGAAGCUGUGGCCUUUCCAGGAAGAGAGAUUGGACAGGCUCCUAUCAGAUUGGUAGAGGAAGAUGUAAGGUCCUGAAGGAUUAUGAAUGGGAAGCAAAGGAUGAACUGAGUGUCCAGCAGGGAGACAGCAUCGAGAUCAUCGGCUUCAUUAUUCCCGGGCUGCAGUGGUUCAUCGGGAAGUCCAUGAGCUCAGGAGAAGUGGGCUUUGUGCCCACCAGGAACAUAGAUCCUGAUUCUUACUCCUCCAUGAGCAAGAACUCUGCCUUUUUAAGUGAUGAGGAAAGAUGCUCUCUGUGGGAUCUGGGAUGUGACAGCAAAGCUGAGUGUGCCAGUUUCCUCCACACGCUUGCUCAUACGGACAUCACAUCUGUCUACCGGCUCAGUGGGUUUGAAUCCAUCCAGAACCUUCCAAAUGAUCUAAGCGUGUCCCAGCCUGAAGGCUGCAGGGAGGCCAGUCCGGGCAGGACUUGGGAACAGCAGCAGACCAUGGGAUCCAGACAGUCCAGCAGCUCUGAGGACUCCAGCCUGGAGGAAGAGCUCCUCUCUGCCGCCUCGGACAGCUACCACCUGCCAGAGCCUGAUGGCCUUGAUGACCCAGAACUGUUCAUGGACCUAGACACUGGUCAGGAGGAGGAGGAAGCUGAGAACUUUGCCCCCCUGCUGACUUUUCUAGAUCAUGAAGGUUACACUGACCACCUCAAGAGCCUCUAUGAUUCCUCCUUUUCUUUCCUCACUUCUUCCUUUUAUAGCUUCUCUGAGGAGGAUGAGCUUGUGGCUUACCUGGAGGCCUCGAGGAAGUGGGCCAAGAGGAGCCACAUGACCUGGGCCCAUGCCCGGCUCUGCUUCCUCCUGGGCCGGCUGAGCGUCAGGAAGGUCAAACUCUCCCAGGCCAGGGUGUACUUUGAGGAGGCCAUCUACAUUCUCGACGGGGCAUUUGAUGACCUCUCUUUGGUGGCAGCUCUGUACAUCAACUUGGCUGCCAUCUACCUAAGGCAGAGGCCGAGAAAUAAAGGCUCGACCUUGCUGGACAAGGCAGGUGCCCUGCUGGCCUGCUUGCCUGACCGUGAGCCCAGUGCCAAGAAUGAGCUCGACGUGGUGGCCUACGUGCUGCGCCAGGGCAUUGUGACAGACAGCAAUCCUCUGGAGGCCAGGGCUUGCUUCCUGGCCAUCCGAAUGUUGCUGAGCCUGGGCCGGCAUGAGGAGGUCUUACCCUUUGCUGAGCGCCUGCAGCUCCUCACCGGACAGCCUCCUGUCUCGGAUGCUCUGGCUGCCAUCUUGAGUUUUUUGUAUGACAAGAAAUAUCUUCCACACCUUGCGGUGGCCUCUGUGAGGCAGCGUGGAACCCCGAGUGCCCAGGGGAUGACUCUUCCUACUUGGCAGGUCUACUUGGUUCUCCAGAAUGCCACCAAGCUCCUCAGCGUUUCCUCUGCCAGCUUGGGUGAAGUUUCUGCCCUGGCCUGCCCAACACUCAGGCAGGCUCUGGCUGCCUGUGAGGAACAGGCAGCCUGGAGCACCCAGAGGGCCCUGUGUCUCAUCCUGUCCAAAGUCUACCUCCAGCACAGGUCUCCUGAGGGUGCCAUCCACUACCUGAACCAGGCCUUGGUGCUAGGGCGGCUGCUGAGUGAGCAAGAAGCCUUUGAGUCUUCCCUCUGCCUUGCGUGGGCCUAUCUCUUAGCCAGCCAGACCAAGAAGGCUUUGGACCUCCUCGAGCCACUGUUAUGCUCCCUGAAGGAGAAAGAGAAUGUCACCCAAAGGGGAGUGGUCCAUAAUCUUUUAGGUCUUGUGCUUCAAGGUGAAGGCCGAGUGAACAGGGCAGCCAAGAGCUAUCUCCGGGCCUUGAACAAAGCCCAGGAGACGGGGGAUGUGCGAAACCAAGCAGUGACUAUGGCCAAUCUUGGUCACCUGACCCUUAUUUCUUGGGCUCAGCAGCCAGCGAGGGACUAUCUCCUGGAGGCUGUCCGACUCUAUUCUGAACUCCAGGCCUGCAAGGAGACAGACAUGGAAUUAGUACAGGUCCUUCUCUGGUUGGCCCAAGUUCUGGUGUCUGGAUGCCAGCUGACCCAGGGCCGCCUUUGUUAUGAAAUGGCAUUGCUGUUUGGCUUAAGGCAUCGACAUCUAAAGAGUCAGCUUCAGGUCACCAAAUCCCUCUGCCAUUUCUACAGCUCCGUGUCCCCAGAUCCUGUGGCAUGCAUCACCUACCACGAACACUGGCUAGCUCUGGCUCAGCAACUCAGGGACCGGGAGAUGGAGGGGAGGCUGCUGGAGUCCCUCGGGCAGCUCUAUCGGAACCUAAACACGGCCAGAUCCCUCAGGAGGUCCCUCACGUGCAUCAAGGAGAGCCUGCGCAUCUUCAUCGACCUGAGGGAGAGAGACAAGGCUGCUGAGGCCUGGCUUGGGGCUGGGCGGCUCUACUACCUCAUGCAAGAAGACGAGCUGGUGGAACUGUACCUGCAGGCAGCCAUCCAGUCGGCCCUGAAGUCAGAGGAGCCCUCCUUGGCCCUCAAACUCUACGAAGAAGCAGGUGAUGUGUUUUUCAAUGGGACCCGCCACAGGCACCGUGCAGUGGAGUAUUACCGAAUGGGUGCUGUCCCAUUAGCAAGGCGGAUGAAGGCCCUGAGGACUGAGCUCCGGAUUUUCAAUAAGCUGACAGAGCUGCAGAUCAGCCUCGCGGGCUAUGAGAAGGCUCUGGAGUAUGCUACCCUGGCUGCCAGACUGAGCACAGUCACAGGAGAUAAGAGGCAGGAGCUGGUGGCCUUUCACCGCCUGGCUACAGUGUACUACUCCCUGCACAUGUACGAGAUGGCUGAGGACUGCUACCUGAAGACACUGUCCCUCUGCCCACCCUGGCUGCAAAGCCCCAAGGAGGCCCUGUACUAUGCCAAAGUGUAUUAUCGUCUGGGCCGACUCACCUUCUCCCAGCUGAAGGAUGCCCACGAUGCCACUGAGUACUUUCUGCUGGCCCUGGCAGCAGCGGUCCUGCUCGGUGAUGAGGAGCUGCAGGACACCAUUAGGAGCAGGCUGGACAGCAUCUGCCGGAGCGCCUUGUGGCACAGCAGCCAAUCCGGAUGUUCUGCAGAGAGGGCGCGGUGGCUGAGCGGGGGCGGCCUGGCCCUGUGAGGGGAGCUGUGCCUGGGCUCUCAAAUGCUCUGUGCCUGGGCUCUCAAAUGCUACGUGGGAGGGUCUGAGUUCAGCACCACUUUGCAACAAGAAGAGCAAUGCCCAAAAGGAGAGGGGCCCAUUCCCAGCCACACCAGGAGCAGCUGAUGGAGCAGCAAGGAGACGUCCUGGCUCUGGGCUCUGCAUUGGGAACCUCUUCCAGCUGACCGCAGCCCUUCUAUACAAACAGCGUUUGGAAUGCACUUUUGUAAUUCUGGAGAAAAAGAGAAACGUUUCCUCGGUGAGGAAAUCAGGCCAUGCACUGGUGAGAAGGCAGGCGGAGUGGAGUUCCUGUCAUCACCCAGUUUCUCAGGGAAAGAGUCCUCCUUUGGCCAGCAGAGGAGCCGUGGCUUCUUUCUCUUCUUUGUUCGGAGCAGAAGGAGGUGCCACUCUGCAUGCCCACAGGUACUGGCAGGAGACAAUCCACCAUGCUCUCAGUUCCAAAGACAGCCUUGGAAUGGCUGGGUGGCGCGCAGGGUAUGCGAGUCUGACUCAGGCUCCCAUUUCCAUCCUGCCUGGAGCCUGUACCCCUACACAACCUCCCAGAAAUGCCAGGGAAGCUUCCUAAAGACAAAGGCUUGAAAACACAGUGUUAAGAAAAGAAUUACACCAAUGGCUUGUAAAUACUGUAUAUCAUUAAAUAUCACCCAU